AUGGCGCCGCACAAACGCAAGUCCUCGGCAGCAGCGCAACCAGCAGCACACGCCAAGAAGCUCCUUCGGGGACAUGUCGAGUCGCGAGGCUUCUCGGGUGGGGACGAUCGGGUGCCUAGUGUCGUUACUCCAUCUGGAGACGAGGAGGGGACGCACGAGCAAGGGAAGGGGGACGGAAAAGGAAAGAAUAAAGGAAAAGGGAAGGAGGCCGAGAGAGUGCCUACGCCUCUGGCUGCGGAUGCUCGGAUUGGGUCGGCUCGGGCCUUGCAUGCUAGGACUACGAGAGGCGCGCCAGACGCAGACUCAGCUACACCCGCGACCAACCGCUACCCGGCCGGAAAUGACAGCGAUGUGGACGAUAUGGAGGGAGGGAGAGAUCUAGGAGGAGGAGCAGGCGCAGGAGCAGUGGGUGACGUCGAAGACUCCAACCCAGAUGACGGGUCCGAUUCCGAGAGCGACAACCAGGACGAAGGAUACUAUCCCCAAUACGACAUCCCCGGCAGAGGCACGCGCUUGUGCGGUGCUCCUACCAGGGCCGGUGGUACCUGCAAGAACCGGGUGAGGAGCAAUGGCCGCGCGCCCUUUGGGUGUCACAUUGCAACUCAUAGGGACUAUCGGCCUCAGGGGACGGAGCUGCCGGGUGCGGCGAGUGGGGACGGGACGGACUCGGAGAGCUCGCAUUCUUCGGAUGGUGGGGAUGUUGGUACUGCGGGCCGCGCUGGUGGAGGUUCCGACGGAGGAGAUGACAAUUGA
Messenger RNA from Drepanopeziza brunnea f. sp. 'multigermtubi' MB_m1, 753 nucleotides. RefSeq lists its product as uncharacterized. The record is from RefSeq and is a predicted model, not a curated record. NCBI's taxonomy places the organism in Eukaryota, Fungi, Ascomycota, Leotiomycetes, Helotiales, Drepanopezizaceae.